Ciona intestinalis (vase tunicate) is the source of this 986-nucleotide messenger RNA. Its product is annotated as peptidyl-tRNA hydrolase 2, mitochondrial. Lineage: Eukaryota; Metazoa; Chordata; Ascidiacea; Phlebobranchia; Cionidae. Gene Ontology annotation, molecular function: peptidyl-tRNA hydrolase activity. The record is from RefSeq and is a predicted model, not a curated record. Gene Ontology annotation, biological process: negative regulation of anoikis; positive regulation of anoikis. Gene Ontology annotation, cellular component: cytosol.
UAUAUUAGGGGAAUACGGUAUGGCUAAUGUAAGUGUUGGUGGAACUAAUUUAAACAUAGCUGGCUUGUUAGUGAGUGUAGUUUGUGGGGUUGCUUGUGGGUGGUUUUUACGAGGGUUUAAAGACACAUCAAAAAAUGAGGAAGAAGAGGAAGACCCUGAUGCAGCAUCAUCGGAUGAGGAAGAGUGGGAGAGUGAUGAUAAUGGAGAUGAAGAUGCAGGAGGAUCAUAUAAGAUGGUUAUCGUCGUGAGGCAGGAUUUAAAGAUGGGAAAAGGGAAAAUUGCAGCGCAGUGCUCCCAUGCUGCUGUUGGGGCAUAUAAGCAGCUUAACAAGCAUAAAAAGUCGACUUUAAAAAGCUGGGAAUAUUGCGGACAACCUAAAGUUGUUCUAAAGUGUCAAGAUGAAACUGAACUGUUGGCAUUGCAUCAGCAUGCUGCAUCUAUUGGGUUAACUGCAACUGUGAUACAAGAUGCAGGUCGAACUCAAAUUGCUCCGGGUUCUCGAACUGUAUUGGGUGUAGGUCCAGGAAUAGAGAGUCUUGUUGAUAAAGUCACAGGGCACUUGAAAUUAAUGUAACUUGUGAAACAUUUAUAAAAUUCAAGGAUAUUUGGAAGUCGCACCUCUUUUUACUAGAGUCCACAUAGAUGGGUUUCUGUGGAACUAAUGGAGCGACUUAUACAUUUUACCGUACAGUACUGUUACUACUGUACAGUACUACACUUGGUAGGCCUACUGUAAACAGUGUAAACAUUAUUUUUAUUGCAUUAUCAAACACAUAUCUAUGAUUUUUGGGUGCAAUCUUUAAUUAUACUGUUAUUCAGUUAAAUCAUCAUUUUUUUUAUGAGUUGAAGUUAUUUUUACUUGCAUGUGGUAAAAAAUUAAGGGGUCGGCCAGUAUGGCUUGUUAAACAACAAUUGGUUGAGCCAGUUCCAGUGCUUUUUCAUGACAGUAUGUUAUGUUUACAAAUUAAGGCAUUUAUCCAUUUUAG